Molecule: messenger RNA, 1267 nt
Organism: Drosophila biarmipes
Lineage: Eukaryota; Metazoa; Arthropoda; Insecta; Diptera; Drosophilidae
Product: zinc finger HIT domain-containing protein 2
Exons: 2
Coding region: 53-1234 (393 amino acids)
Source: RefSeq, a predicted model, not a curated record
CUUCAGCGACCAGCUGUUUACGACCGCAUUAUUUUGUUUAUUCUUUUUAACCAUGUCGGAAGCUGAGGAAAAGUGUCAUUUCUGUCGCGAAGCGCCCUUCAAGUACACCUGCCCCAAGUGCAAUGCCCUGUACUGCAGUGUGGGAUGCUACAAGUCCAAGGAGCACCUCAAAUGCUCCGAGGAAUUCUACAAAUCCUGCAUCCAGGACGAACUUGCGGGAGCCACGGUGACGCAGGAAAGCCAGGAGGACGUGAGGAAAAUAUACGACAUAUUGAAGAGGAUGCGGGAAUCGGACAAUGGCUUCUGUCCCCAGGAUUUCGAUAAUGAUGGGUUGGAAAAUCCUUUGGAUUCGGACGGAGGCGAUGAGGGAGAGGCAGAAGAUGAAGAAGGGGAAGAGAUUCCUGGAGAGGAAGAUUUACUUGAUGACGUUGAAGAAGACAUAGCUGCUCGACUUAAGGGCGUCGAUAUCAAUGAUGCGGACGAAGUUUGGAGCAGGCUAACCACGGAGGAGCAAGAGGAGUUCCAGAAACUAAUCACAAACGGUGACAUUAUGAAGCUCAUGCCGGACUACAAGGCCUGGUGGAUCAAGCCAAAGAACUCCAAGAUUGUGGUUAUUCCCACGCCCGAAGAGGCUGCCAAGAAAGAGAGCCCUGCGCCCGAAAUAUACGGGAAUAUUGCCAAGUUCUCGGACAUUUGUAAAAAGACUCCUUCGCCCUGCCUGCACUUUAAUCUGUGGAACAUCCUGAGCGCCUACGCCUGUGUGGCUCGCUUUUUUGGCGGCGAACAGAGAACAAAUGCCAGUGAAGCGGUGGCCCAUCUCGUCAAUCUUAGUGCCACCUUAAAGUAUGGCACCAACUUUGAGGAUGCCGAGGACGCCAUUGUCUCCGUCGAGAUGGAGGCCAUCACUACGGGGAAUGGGCCUGCGGGAGCGGCACCCGUGGGAAGUGCGGCAGCAGGGGCGAAUUUCCUGGUGGAAAGCCGGGAUCAACUGCAGCAGGAUGCCCGCCAGCUGAUGGCUUCAAAGGAGCACAAAUUGGCCGCUCUCAGCGAUGUGCUUCACCUCCUACAGCAGACAAAGACCAUGAGCAGGCGGAAGAAUCCACAAGAAGCCGAGUUCCAGAAACUAUUCGCCCUGGCCAGCGGAAGUGUAGAGCUGGAUCGCACAAAACUGACCCAGCUUGUGCGGAAGAUCGAGUUCAUGCUGUCGUAUGUGGCGCGGGAAGAGGUCCUUUGAGAUUUCCGUCAAAAUAUACAUUUUUAAAUUCCA